UGAUAAGAAUAAUGAUAAGGUGGAGUUUCAAAUUUCAAUGAAAAUUGAAAACUUUGAAAGUUCAAUGUUGUUUUUUGGAACUUUCUUGUUAAAUUUGAAAAAAAUGUCGACCGUGAUGAUAGUUUUAAAUUUAUGACCGAGUUCCGUAGCUCUUAGGUGAUAAUUUUUUUAAAUGUAGUUGAAUCCAAAAAUGACCCACUAUCGGCCAUCGCUGGUGAACAAUUCGCAGUAUUCCAAAUAUUUUCAAAUUAUCUACACGAAAUAGGUAAAUCUUGAAUAAUGGAAUCUUCAACUAGCAUGGUAUGCCCUGUUUGCUCGUUAUACCUUCGAGAAGGUAUUUCGCUCAAGAGUCAUUUACAAACGCAUUCGAAAGAUAAAGUUAUCGAAGCUCUGCUCAAUAAGCAGAUUUCUGAUGGUGCUACUUCAGAUACAGAUGCGUUGGCUUCGGUGAUCCGAGAUUCGACACCGAUAUCUUUAUCGUCGGAAAAUGGAGUCAAGAGUCAUGGUCACAAUACUUUAUCAGUUUUACCCACUCCGACGUACGUACAAGCUCCCAAUCAGUCAUCUUCGGCUUUAAACUGCAGCCAAAGUAUACCUUCGGGUAUUCAAUACAUGCCUACAUUGGGUAAUAAUGUAAUAUCGACGCAGACGAUGGUUGGUAACUCGUGUCAGUCAAAUUUAACGUAUCAACAAUUCGUUACGAAUGACGGAAACAUCGUGUUGAUUCCAAUGUACACGCCGCAGCCACCGGUGAUGGUUUCUAAUAACUAUUCGUGCAUCGUGGUGCCACCAACGCCUGCCAACAAUGUAGCUCCGGUCACCGUACUAGAUGCUGGAGUCACUCACGACACAGCUAGGAUAAUUGUGUCUCCACCAUGUGUAACUUUGUUGGAAACGAGUUCGUGUGAUUUGCCUAAUGAAGGGAGCUCUCCGCCGCAUAGCUCGUCAAUUGUGCCGAGUCCGACUAACGAUUACGAGAAUGAAAACGACGCCGAAGUUGCUGAUAUAUUUCAAAUGCCCGCUGCUACUACCAGUUCAGUAGUUCAAAGGGUGGUUAACGACGAGGCUGUGCAAUCUACUGCCACUGUGAUGACAGAUGUAGACAUAGACGAUAAAUCAAGCUGCCUAUCUUACGAUCACGUCGAAGAAGAUCGUAAUAUUUAUUCGGUCGUCGGUACUCCGUUUUCAAGCCGAGAUUACGAGAACGACUCGGAACCGUCGCCGGAUAUCUCUAUUAUUAAACUACAUACUGACCUGAAUUACGAAAAUGAAAACUCGGAUUAUUCUCCGGAACCUGAAGCAGAAGAUUCUCUAAAAUCCGAUGAAGGCGAGUUCGACAGAUGCGAACACAGUUACGGUAAAAGUUCCAAACCUCUCGUGCCGAUCAUCGACAGCAAAACGUUCACUUCUCCUAUUCACAGCCCUGCUCCGAUGGAGGAUUCUCAUCGAAACGGGCAAUUCGAUUUCAUCGUUUCAAAUUCGGACAACGCGACGCAUAUUUUACCCCAUCGACUGGACGAAUCGGGCACAUCGACUUCGAAGAAUUACGAAAAAGAUCGUUAUAUUUUGCCCAAUAACGAUAUUAUACCCAGAACGUCGCCGGUAAACACCGAUUAUAGUUUUAUCGGGCUGAGGAGUAGCUUUUCCACGUCAGCUUCUCUGAUUUCAUUCGUCAACAAAACCGUGUUCGCCGACGUCGAUGUAUACGCUGUCGAGAAAAACGAUAAUGCGAACGAUUUCUACACCUCGCAACAAAAGACGACCACCGCUACCGAGGAGGAAAUCAGAGAGAAUUACAAAGGAAUAAACGAACUGCUGUUGGAUUCUGCCGGUAGCUCUCGUAUUAGCCCUUUCGAUAUUCGAACCGACGAAAGUAUGCCAGCUCGAGGAGAAUUAUCAGGACAAGAGAGUCUCAGCGGUACCGAGAAUUCUAUUUGGGAAUUGCAGGUGCAGCGAAACUCGUACGCUCAAGAGUGUAACGUUCCGUUCGAAAAUGAAAACGCCGAUAUGAAGAUUGAACUGCGAUCAUUGAUGACUGAAAUUAAUAUCAAAAUGGAUGCGGAUGCGUUCAGAAACGUCCAGCCUGUUUCUGUCGUACAAGAUAGUAAACUAGUUGUUCAGAAAUUGUUCAAGAAAAAAGUCACUCGAGAAUUUCGAUGUUUCUUCUGCAAGGAUAAAUUCGAGACUUGGAAAUCACGUCAUUUGCACAUUUCCAACGUACACGCCGAACAAGACGGUCUAACCAUUGAAUUCCUGUUCGGUAAAAAGGUGAAAUUAGAAGAAGACGAAGACGUAGCGAAACUCGAAGAAGACGACGCGACCGACUCGGCUGCCAGCAACGAAAUCAUCACUUGUCGCAUUUGCAGCGAAAAUGUCUCAACCAGCGUAUCGUUUUUGGAGCAUCUCAGGUUCGUGCACGGUAUCAAAAGGCGUAAUUGCGUAUGCCCCACGUGUUUGGUGGAUUUCGGUAACCUGGACGACUACCAAGAACAUAUCCAAAGAGUACACCCGUACGAAUGCAUGACCUGCGGUAAGAAAUUCCACACUAGACCGGGCUACAUGCUGCAUCAAAAACGUCACAUGAAAGUUAAACCUUACGGUUGCGACGUGUGCGAUAAAUCUUUCGUAACCAAACAAAAGCUCGUCGAACAUAUCAACGUGCACACGGGCGAAUCUCCGAUCAAAUGCGAUAUGUGCGAUUCGACAUUCAGACGGUAUUCCAACUACCAGCAGCAUAAGAAAUUUCUGCACAUGAAUACGAAACGUAAAUUAAAAGACUUCAUAUGCGAUUGCGGAGACAUAUUUCAUAGCAAAACCAAGCUACUGUGGCAUCGCGAAAUACACGACGCCAAACCGAAGCAGUGCCCGUUUUGCGUGGAACGUUUCAUACAUACGGCCAGCCUGACCAGGCACGUACGUAAAUGGCAUAAUGAGAACUAUUUGUCCGAUUUGGUCGAUAAGAAGAAGAUGAAAAACGUCGUCUGCCCAGUUUGCAAUAUCACUUGUCUGCAUACGUCGUUGCAGACUCACAUGAAGAUUCACCAAGGCGUUAAACCGUUCUCUUGCUGCGAAUGCUCCAAGACUUUUCGAACCAAAUGGAACUUACAGCUGCAUCGCUGGACCCAUAUGUCCAGAUCGUCAAAACCGUUCAAAUGCAAGCUGUGCGUCAAAGCUUAUAUCCAUAAGACCGACUACGAUGCGCAUCUCAGGUCGCAUAGUAAUUGUAGACCAUACUCGUGUAACGUAUGCGGGCGUCAGUUUAUUCGCAAGUAUAAUUGUAUUCGACAUAUGCGAGAGCACAAGGAACCCAGAUCGUACGAAUGUAACAUUUGCCAGAAAAUGUUUUCACGCAGCUAUUACCUGAGUGAGCAUCUUAAAACGCAUACCGGAGAGAAGCCUCAUACGUGUCACGUGUGUGGUAAAACCUCCGCUACCAAGUCGAAUCAUAAUAAACACGUCAAGAUGCAUAAUAAUAUCAGAGAGUCGCUCAAUACCGAGGGUUAGAAGUGACCCUGCGGUUGAUUUUAUUCCCAACGAUGAUCCGAACGAGACUGAUUGUGUUCGGUGUAGAAGUUUUUUAAAAUUCGCGACCAAUAUUUUUUUUUUUAAUUUCUAUUGGACGAUAGCUGAAUGCCACUUCCAUGGAACCGAUUUUAUUUUUACAAUCAUCGUAUCGAGUGUUCUGAACAUCACAAAAUUGGUUUUCUAGUCCGGAAAAUGGCAAUAGGAAUAAUAUUAUACCCCCCCCCCCUCCUCGACAACCUUUUGGGACAACUUUUUUCUUGAAGGGGAUAUUCUGAAGAACAGUUUAAAGCAAACUUUCCAAAAAAAUUGGCCUUACUUACAAAAUGGCAGCCAUUUUGAUUGGCAGGGCGGCUAUUACCGAAAUAUUUUUGCCUCCGCAAUCGACGUAAUCGAACGCAAUGAACGUUACAAGAUUGCGUCGUUUGCGUCGAUGAAAACCAACCGUGUUGAGCGUAAUGUGCGUUAUUUUAAUAUUUGUUUAUAAAAGCCCAAUCAACAAUUAAAAUUUCUUUUUUUUCAAGAUAACGCCAAUAAUUUGCAACGCUCAUUACGUCGAUUGCGGAGAUUGCGGAGGCAAAAAUAUUUCGGUAAUAGCCGCCCAGGUCAACCGAAAUUGCAGAUUUUGCCUUCCAGCAUAGGACUUGCACGAAAUGUUCAAAUUGGACAGAGCUAGAUCGAAAGAGCAUGCAAAAAUUCAUCACUAGCCAAAAUUUCAAGUGCUGAAGUGUAUUUUUCGAUUUUUGGUGAAUUUUUGAAAAUCAAAUUUAGGCCAAAUAUGAGGGGAAAAAAUCAAAAUUUUACCAAAUUGACCUAGAAAGCUGAAAUUUGGCAUAUACCCUAUUUUCGACCUGCCAAAUCGACUGGAAACUGUUUCAAUCCGUUUUGAGCAAUGCUGGAGCCUCCAGUAGAUUUUUGAAACUCGGAAUUUCCACAAAUUUUAAUCAAAUGAAUUUGGAAAUCGGAAAUUCACGUUUCACGCUACACUCCAACUUGCACACGUUAUGAAAAAUCAUUUUUUGCCUCCAGUAACUGUUUGAAAUUCUUGGAGCCUCCAGUAGAUUCUUGAAGCGUUUUCAAGUCGUUUUGUAGCAUUUAGCAACUUUUGGAAACUACUGGAGCCUUCAGUAGAUUUUUUAAACCUGAAAUUUCUACAAAAUUUCAAGUUUCAAAAAUGUACUGGAGACUCCAGAAAUUUUCAAAAAGUCGCUGGAGGCUCAAAAAUGACACGAACUUACCAGAAGUCGACUUAAUAACGUGUUUAAGUUUGAGCGCAGCGUGAAUUUCGAAUUUCUAACUUUAUUUUCAAGCUUCAAAAAUUUGCUGGAGGCUCCAGAACUGCUAAAAAUGGUUUGAAACCGUUUCCAGUCGAUUUGGCAAGUCGAAAAUUGGAUUAUGCGGAGUGAAAUUUUGAUUUCCAACUAUAUUUAUUUUAAUUCUAUGGAAUUUCAAGCAUUGAAAAAUCUGCUGCAGGCUCCAGCGAUUUCCAAAAAGUCGCUGGAGGCUCCAAAAUGACUUGAAAUUUGCCUGCAGUGAACUUUAUAGCGUAUUUCGUUUAGUUCACAGAAUGAAUUUUGGCUUUCCAACUGCAUUCGAUAAAAUUUUGUGGAAAUUUCAAGUUUCAAAAAUCUACUGGAGGCUCCAAGAAUUUUCAAAAAGUCGCUAGAUGCUCCAAAAUGACUUGAAAUCUGCCUGCAGUGAACUUCAUAGCGUAUUUUAUUUAGUUCACAGAAUGAAUUUUGGCUUUCCAACUUCGUUUGAUGAUAUUUGUGGAAAUUUCAAGUUUCAAAAAUCUACUGGAGGCUCCGAGAAUUUUCAAAAAGUCGCUAGAGGCUUCAAAAUGAUCAAAUUCAACAGCAGUUGACUUAAUAACAGCAUGUUCAAGUUGAAGUGCAGCGUAAAUUUCGGAUUUCCAAGUUUAUUUGAUAAAAUUUUAGAAAAUUUCAAAUUUCAAAAAAUCUGCUGGAGGCUCCAGAACUGCUAAAAACGAUCUGAACCAGUUUCCAAUCGAUUUAGCAGGUCGAUUAACAGUAUAGCUUCCAAAUUUCAGCUUUUCAAGUCCAUUUGGUAAAAUUUUGAUUUUUUUCUCAUUUUUGGAGUAAAUUUGAUUUUGAAAAAUCGGAAAAUACACUUUAGCUCUUGAAAUUUUGGCUACUGAUAAAUUUUUGCAUGCUUUUUCGAUCUAGUUUUAUCUAUUCAAAAACAAAUUUCAAGUUUCAAAAAUCUACUGGAGACUCCAGAAAUUUUCAAAAAGUUGCUGGAGGCUCCAGAAUGUCACGAACUACCAGAAGUCGACUUAAUAACGUGUUUAAAUUUGAGUGCUGCGUGAAUUUCGAAUUUCCAACUUCAUGUUCAAGUUUCAAAAAUGUGCUGCAGACUCCAGCGAUUUCCGAAAAGUCGCUGGAGGCUCCAAAAUGACUUGAAAUCUACCUGCAGUGAACUUCAUAGCGUAUUUUAUUUAGUUCGCAGAUUGAAUUUUGGCUUUUCAACUGCAUUUCAAGUUUCAAAAAUCUACUGGAGGCUCCAGUAAUUUUCAAAAAGUCGCUGGAUGCUCCAAAAUGACUUGAAAUCUACCUGCAGUGAACUUCAUAGCGUAUUUUAUUUAGUUCGCAGAAUAAAUUUUGGCUUUCCAACUGCAUUCGAUAAAAUUUUGUGGAAAUUUCAAGUUUCAAAAUCUACUGGAGGCUCCAAGAAUUUUUAAAACCGCUGGAGGCUCCAUAAUGACUCAAAUUCAACAGCAGUCGACUUAACAGCGUGUUUAAGUUGAAGUGCAGCCUAAAUUUCGGAUUUCCAACUUCUUUUGAUAAAAUUUCAGAAAAUUUCAAAUUUCAAAAAUCUGCUGGAGGCUCCAGAACUGCUAAAAACGGUCUGAACCAGUUUCCAAUCGAUUUAGCAGGUCGAUAAUAGGGUAGCUUCCAAAUUUCAGCUUUCCAAGUCCAUUUGGUAAAAUUUUGAUUUUUUUCUCAUUUUUGGCGUAAAUUUGAUUUUGAAAAAUUCACCAAAAAUCGAAAAAUACACUUUAGCUCUUGAAAUUUUGGCUAGUGAUGAAUUUUUGCAUGAUCUUUCGAUCUAACUUUGUCCAUUCAAAAAAAUCUCAUGCGAGUCCUCUGCUAGAAGGCAAAAUUAGCGAUUUCGGCUGACCUAUCAAUCAAAAAGGCCGCCAUUUUGUAAGUAAAGCCAACUUUUUUCGGCAAGUGUGCUUUAAACGGUUCCUUACUUUGAUUAUUAAUGAAACUUCGUGUGUACUUUUCAUAUUUACUUAAAUUAUCAUGUAAGUAUGACGAUUAUGUUGAAUUGUAUUGUUUCUUCUCUUUUAUUUGUUGACUUUUUUUCUUCGGCGCUGUUUUUAAUUUUUAAUUUGUUCAUGUUUUAUUUUUUAUUUUAUUAAAAUUGUCGUUUUAUCGAAAAGAUUCUCGCGUUAAAUCGAGCAUUUUCUAUUUCAAAGCAUCCUUGUGAUUUCCUGAGGUUAGUUCAAUUUUUACCUUUUUUUUUCCCCAUGAGAAAAAUGGAGGAGUGAUUUGAUACUUCUCAAGUUCAAGCCAAAGAUGUCAAAAAAAAAAUAUCGUUGAAAUUGCCAAUUUCACCGAUACUUAUGAUUUUUCUCAAUCAUCCUCCCUCGUUUUCUUUUUUGAAAAUGAAAAAUUGAUGUCUCAAUAUCUGUCUACCAGUGUACAUGUACCUCUACCUAAUUUGCUUAUAUUUUUCAAUUUCUUUUUUUACGUAUAAUAUUGUUAUGUAUCGAUGCGUUCCUCUUAUAUGUAAGUAUUUCAUGUAAACGAUUUUUUUCUCUUUUUCAAUUUUAAAAUUAUUAAAGAUAUCGAGUUGUAAUAAUAUUUUCUAACGACGAACAAACUAGUCACGAGUAGGUAUUAUAGAAAAAAUUUUUUCUUCUUUAUAAUGGUGUAAAUCAUAAAUGGUCGUAGGCUAUAUAACGGGGGAAGUUAUUGUACUAGAUACCGAAAUAAAAACAUUAAACAUA
Molecule: messenger RNA, 7501 nt
Organism: Planococcus citri (citrus mealybug)
Lineage: Eukaryota; Metazoa; Arthropoda; Insecta; Hemiptera; Pseudococcidae
Exons: 4
Coding region: 280-3504 (1074 amino acids)
Molecular function (GO): RNA polymerase II cis-regulatory region sequence-specific DNA binding; DNA-binding transcription factor activity, RNA polymerase II-specific
Source: RefSeq, a predicted model, not a curated record